AUGUCCUCAGAAGAAAGCUUCUACGUGGGCAAAUGGACCGAUGAAGAAGCAGACUAUGUGGCUGGCUUGAUUGAUAACUUCGAAGCCGGUACCCUCAACGACGUGCCUGAUGGUACAACCUUGAGGGGCUAUCUCGCCAAGAUGGCUGCAAAAAGGGCAAAGAAGCUUGAAGACCUCCGUGUGACAUUCUUGAAGAGCCGCAAAGCUAUCCUCAAGGCUUCUUCAGGUGCAUCAUUCGCCAAGAUGAUAAAGAAGACAGCUGAUGAAGCAACUUCGAAAAACGCCAGGGGCUGCGCUGUUGCUGCAGCCCGCAACCAGAGGCUUGGCCAGAAUGCUACUGGCCCCGCUUCCAACAGAACCAUUGUGGGCCAGGGCCGUACAAUCAAUUCCAUUCUUCUGUCGGCAAAUCCUCUGAACCCUUCUGUUGUUCUGGAUGUUCAAAGUGGCCCCUCAGUUCAUUCCAAUGUCUUGGCCCCUCGCACACAACUUCUUAUUGUUGAAAUUCCUUCGGCGUCCAGCAGCAGCGGUGGUCUCUUAGGUGCUUCCCUUGCCAGAUCUACACAUGGCCUCCAGCAACUGAGGGAUUCUUCAUUCUCGAGACUCAGCAGUGCUAGUACCACCACUUUGUCAGCCCCAGCAGCGACCAGUGCUCCCACAUCCUUCUCUGUGAGCAAUGGCUUGACCCCUCUGGGGGUUCAGCUCGCAGAGUUCCUCCAGAGGAAGCAGCAAGAAGCUGCAGCAGAGCAGAAUCGAAAGCAAGAGGCUAUUCGUUCCCUGCUCUCUGCUGUUGCCGCGGCCGCGUGCAAUGGUUCCAGUGCAACUCGUCGCAACCAGCUCCAGCGUUCGAUCUAG
This is a messenger RNA of Seminavis robusta, 852 nucleotides long. The record is from the annotation of a GenBank genome assembly. NCBI's taxonomy places the organism in Eukaryota, Bacillariophyta, Bacillariophyceae, Naviculales, Naviculaceae.